GCGCUGCUGGGGGCCGGGCCGCGGUGGGCUGGCGCAUCCCGUCACUGGCCGCUGCCCCCUAUAUCAGCGGGGCCGGCGGGGCGGCAGCGGCAGAGCGUGUCUGUGACGCCCCCCGGCCGCUCGCCCUCCCUUCCCAACCAUGGAUGACAUCUAUAAGGCGGCGGUUGAGCAGCUGACAGAAGAACAAAAAAAUGAGUUUAAGGCUGCCUUCGACAUCUUCGUGCUGGGGGCAGAGGAUGGCUGCAUCAGCACCAAAGAGUUGGGGAAGGUGAUGAGGAUGUUGGGGCAGAACCCCACUCCCGAGGAGCUGCAGGAGAUGAUUGACGAGGUGGAUGAGGAUGGUAGCGGCACUGUGGACUUUGAUGAGUUCCUUGUUAUGAUGGUCCGGUGUAUGAAAGAUGACAGCAAAGGAAAAACUGAAGAGGAACUCUCAGAUCUUUUCAGGAUGUUUGAUAAGAAUGCUGAUGGCUACAUCGAUCUUGAGGAACUGAAGAUCAUGCUACAGGCAACUGGAGAGACGAUCACUGAGGAUGACAUAGAAGAACUGAUGAAAGAUGGGGACAAAAACAAUGAUGGCAGGAUUGACUAUGACGAGUUCCUGGAGUUCAUGAAGGGAGUUGAAUAAAUCUGAGGCCAGAUGGACAGCCCGAAUCUCUGAAACCCCUUCUGCUCUCUGACUCAGCUCCUCGGUUCCAUCCCCUGGCUGCCAGCAUGAAGACUGAGCGCUGAGAAGGGGUGGUCUUAGGGAAAAUAAAGCACAUUGCUAUCAA
Messenger RNA from Phasianus colchicus (ring-necked pheasant), 770 nucleotides. It is a transcript of the gene TNNC1, whose product is annotated as troponin C1, slow skeletal and cardiac type. Gene Ontology annotation, cellular component: myosin II complex. NCBI's taxonomy places the organism in Eukaryota, Metazoa, Chordata, Aves, Galliformes, Phasianidae. The record is from RefSeq and is a predicted model, not a curated record. Gene Ontology annotation, molecular function: calcium ion binding.